AUGCUAAGAAGAUGUGGACGCCACCCACAUUUCCUGGAUGCUUCUUCCUCCAGAUUCAUCCGACACCCCUUUGAGCUCCCGCUAAAAAUUAUGCUGGAAUUAAUUUCCUACGGAAAAACUUAUUCGGAAUCAGUGAAGCGACCGGACAUUAAUUAUAUUGAGAGGAUGCCAAAUGAAUUAUUGGUAAAGAUUUUCCAAUACUGUGGUGAUGCCGAUCUUGCAAAUCUGCGUUUACAGUGUGUUCGAUUCGACCAGCUGAUAACAACUUGCGGUAUUCUUUUGGGACAAUGCUAUCAGCAACGCCUGGUGACCUGCCUGACGAUAACUUACGAUACAAGUAAAGAUAUGUUCGUAUUGGCAACAUUCAAAAAAAGUCAUUCCAAUAAGAAAAAUUCGAUAGGUAUUGCACGAGCUGAUGUAUUGCGUGGCUGCUGCUACAGUCUCAGGUAUUGUUUUCGGCGCUUCCGUAUUUUGGGCCUACAGUUUUCAAAUCUUCCACUUUGUUCACAUACACUACGGUAUUUCUGUGAUUUAUUUACAUGCUGCUUAGCACUCGAACCAAAAACGCUUCGUCUCUGCGACUGCUAUGUGGCAGAUCUGCAGCACGACGCACUGAUGCGACUAAUGAAUUUGUGCUCCAAAUAUCUCAUUGUGCUUUCUUUUAUUGUGUACGAUCACAAGUCGCUGUCAGGGCAACAUAAGUGCCAGUAUCAAUUUUUUUGGGCAACUUUGCCUAAUAAGCUAAAAAGCCAAAAUUAUGAGUUCCUUUUUACUCUGUCCUGA
Messenger RNA from Gongylonema pulchrum, 783 nucleotides. NCBI's taxonomy places the organism in Eukaryota, Metazoa, Nematoda, Chromadorea, Rhabditida, Gongylonematidae. The record is from the annotation of a GenBank genome assembly.